GCUGCACAGUGUUUCUUCUCUUCUGCGACCCUCUCCUCCUGUAUCGUUACAGUUAGCACUCCAGCAUUUUUUACUUGCUGUGGGUCUCUCUCUCUCUCCAACCCUGUAAAAUUUUUCUGAACCAUGACCGAGCAGACCAAAGCAGCGGCCCCAUCGGCACCAGGGGCCCCAUCACGUCCUCACUACUCUAGGGACUUCUUCUGGUCCCCCCUGUGGAGCUGGUGGCAGCAGCCCACCCCUAGCAGCCUCCUUCCCAACCAGGAUUUCGGCCUUCCACCGUUCCUAGAGGCCGGUGACCUCCGUGACCUCAGCUGGAUGGAUAACAUCCAUAGACUCCUGGCAGCCAGCUCCUGGACUGGGUACAUUCCCUCUCUGCCCCUCUUGGUGCCCUCCUUUCCGGCCCCGGCCUCCUCAAUGCACCAGCUAGCCCCCAAGCUGAGCAGGGUAGAGUCUGCAGGGUUGAAGGGGCUGUCGGAGGUCCGGGUGGAGGGGCACAAUUGGAGGAUCACCCUGGAUGUCAGUCACUUCUCCCCCGCAGAGAUCACUCUCAGGACCCGCAGUGGCUUCCUGGAGAUUGGAGGGACUCACGAAGAGAGACCAGAUGAGCAUGGUUUUGUUGCUAGAUGUUUCACCAGGAGAUACAUGCUCCCGAUAGGUAUUGUCUCUAAGACCAUACGAUCCUCUCUGUCUGGCGAUGGAAUUCUGACUGUAGAGGCUUCACUUCCUGACCCCAGCAUCCCUGAUGACAUCAUCAUUCCCAUUCAGGUGGAAAAGGAGACCAUCAGAGGAGAGGGAGAGGAGGGUGGAGCUAAGCCAGAGGAGACUACCGUAGCUGACACAGACUCCCAGCCUUCUCCAUCUGCCCCUGCUGUGGCCCCUGUAUCCCUGGAGGCGCCUGACUUCACUCCCGCAGAGCCUGGCACCAUGCUCCCCACAGAGGCACCCAAGGAUGGGGACAAGUUAGCACAGGAGGUCCCUGGAGAAGAGGCUCAGCCAGACAGCGCCACGGCUGAGCCAAAGAGCCAGGAGGAAGGGAGAGGAGGAGCAGAGGAGGGGGAGACACACACUAAGCCAGCUGGAGAGAUGGAGACCCACCCCCCAGAGCAUGCAGAUAAAGAGGGAAAAGAGGGAGAAGGGCUUCCAGAUCCCACAGAGCCCUUUGAGCACCUUGAUGCCCCUGACUCCCCAGACACAGUCACGUCCGACCGCGGGGAACACAAAACAGACCCAGCCCAAGACCAUGACGAAGAGCCCCAGCACUCGGAGGGCUCAGGGGAGGCAGCCGAGGCCCCGCCCCAGCCUGAGGAGCAAGAGCCAGGCAUGAGUCCAUCAGAGGAGGGGGCCCACCACUCUCAGGAGCUGGAAGUUCCAGAGCACCCUGAAAUGGAGCAACAGGCAUACACCAAGUAGAGAGAGAGAGAGAGAGAGAGAGAGAGAGGGGGGAUGAGACGUCACUGAGAGAGAGAGACAUGGCUGUAAUUUCAUAAGGAAUUUGCUAAGAUUCAACACAUCCAUCCCAAGCGCCUGCAUUCUGCAGACUUCCUCUUUAGGAAUAGCCUGGUCCCAGAUCGGUUUGUUCAACCAAUUGUAGACAAUGACCAUAAGAAUUGGCAAGACAGCACAAUCAGAUCUGGGACCAGGCUACUUCUUCACCAGCUAGCAGCAAAAGCUUGCAUAAUAACCCUGAUUCUGUGCGUGUGAGUGAAGAACCACACACUGUCACUGUGACCAUGCACUGUUUGGAGCUCCAAUAAACCAAUAGCAAAUGAAAAAGCUAA
Molecule: messenger RNA, 1778 nt
Organism: Oncorhynchus kisutch (coho salmon)
Lineage: Eukaryota; Metazoa; Chordata; Actinopteri; Salmoniformes; Salmonidae
Product: heat shock protein 67B1
Exons: 4
Coding region: 124-1410 (428 amino acids)
Biological process (GO): response to heat; negative regulation of apoptotic process; protein refolding
Cellular component (GO): cytoplasm; nucleus
Source: RefSeq, a predicted model, not a curated record